Molecule: messenger RNA, 838 nt
Organism: Sphaerodactylus townsendi
Lineage: Eukaryota; Metazoa; Chordata; Lepidosauria; Squamata; Sphaerodactylidae
Gene: DCTN6
Product: dynactin subunit 6
Exons: 7
Coding region: 76-669 (197 amino acids)
Biological process (GO): mitotic spindle organization
Cellular component (GO): dynactin complex
Molecular function (GO): dynein complex binding
Source: RefSeq, a predicted model, not a curated record
AGGUACGCUUAGUUCGCCUCUUCCUCGGCGGCUCCGCUUUACCAGCAGGCUUCUUCAUCGCCGGCCGAGCGAUGGAUGAGUCAGCGGAUGGAAAAGAUGGCGGAGAAAGUUCAGAAAAGUGUGAAAAUUGCUCCAGGGGCUGUUGUCUGUGUCGAAAGUGAAAUCAAGGGAGAUGUGACAAUUGGACCUAGGACAGUGGUUCACCCCAAAGCACGGAUAGUUGCAGAGGCAGGACCGAUCGUGAUUGGGGAAGGUAACCUCAUUGAAGAACAGGCGGUGAUCAUAAAUGGCCAUCCUGAGAACAUCACACCCGAUUCGGAAGAGAUGGUAUCCAAGCCCAUGAUCAUUGGCACUAACAACGUGUUCGAAGUUGGCUGCUAUUCGCAGGCAAUGAAAAUAGGAGACAACAACGUUAUUGAGUCCAAAGCAUUCGUGGGUCGGAAUGUGUUCUUGACUAGCGGCUGCAUCAUUGGAGCUUGUUGCAAUGUUAACACGUAUGAAGUCAUCCCUGAGAAUACGGUAAUCUAUGGAGCCGAUUGCCUUCGCCGAGUGCAGACUGAGAGACCACAGCCACAAACAUUGCAGCUGGACUUCCUAAUGAAAAUCCUGCCCAACUAUCACCACCUGAAGAAGACCAUGAAAGCAUCCUCAACACCUGUGAAGAGCUAAAGACUUCCUUGCAUGAUUGUCGGGAUCGUCACAGGGAUGCCGCCUCCUGCUUUCAGUAGUUCACAUCUGUGAGAACGAACUAACUGGUGACUUGCUAACUCAUUCCAUUGCGCAAUCUAAUUUUUAUUUAUUCCAGUGCUGAAAAAUAAAUUGUGUCUUUUCUUCUCAA